GUUUUUUCGCUAAUUUCUUCUUCACGUGUCAACUUCAAAAUCCUUUUUGAUCUCGUAAUUUCUAUGUACUAUUUUUUUUUUUGGUUUGUUUUGCACGAGUCCAUUUAGACAUUAUAUAUACAAGUGUUCACAAGAAUAUCAUACAGUUUUAGGUUUCCUUGGUAAACUAAAUUAAGAGCAAGCUGUUUAAAUUUUCGCGCGGAUGGAUCAAGAAAGAGUAAAGCCUGAUAGAGACGUUGUUAUUGCUGAAGAAGUUGGCCGCGUCAGAGUGCUCACCUUAAAUCGGCCAAAUCAGUUAAAUGCCAUCUCAGGCAAAGAGGCAUUAUUGCUGGGAAAGAACCUCGAGAAAUUUGAGAAAGAUGACAACACACAGCUAGUUAUCGUUAAGGCAACAGGGCGAGCUUUUUCUGCUGGUGGGGACUUGAAAAUGUUCUAUGACGGUCGAAGAACAAGGGAUUCCUGCCUUGAAGCUACUUAUCGAAUGUAUUGGCUUUGCUACCAAAUUCACACAUAUAAGAAGCCUCUGGUUGCUCUUGUUCAUGGAAUGUCAAUGGGUGGAGGUGCAUCCUUGAUGGUUCCAAUGAGGUUCUCCGUUGUCACAGAAAAUACUGUAUUUUCAACUCCAGAAGCACUUAUUGGGUUCCACCCAGAUUGUGGCUUCUCGUACAUGCUUUCUCGACUUCCUGAUCGACUAGGAGAAUACUUGGGGUUAACAGGAGCAAGGCUAAAGGGUAAAGAGGUCGUUGCUGCAGGACUUGCCACACAUUUUAUCCCUUCUCAGAAAUUGGUUGAGCUAGAGAAGCGCUUAUUAAGCUUAAACACCAGUGAUGAGAAAGUCAUUGAAUCUGUCAUCAAGGAAUUUUCUACAGAUAUUGAAAUAGAUGAACAUAGUGUCUUGAAUAAGCUGUCGAUAAUCAAUGAAUGUUUUUCCAAGGAUUCUGCUGAGCAGAUAUUGAUGUCAUUUGAAGCUGAGGCACACAGAGAAGGAAAUGGUUGGAUUCAACCAGUGCUAAAACACUUAAGAAGAUCAUCCCCAACGGGACUAAAAGUAACAUUAAGAUCGAUUCGAGAAGGAAGGAAACAGACGUUAUUAGAAUGCUUGAAGAGAGAAUUCAGAAUUACAAUUAACACAUUAAGGACAAUAAUAUCUAGUGAUUUCUAUGAGGGCAUAAGGGCAAUCGCCAUUGACAAGGAUAACUCUCCCAAGUGGUGUCCUUCAACUCUUGACAAGGUGAAGGAUGAGCAACUCAACUUGAUCUUCAAAAAUUUCGAACAACAUUUGGAGCUCCAGAUUUUAGAAAAUGAAGAGCAUAGGUGGGAAGGGAAAUAUGAUAAUUCAGCUUAUUAUCAUCUUAACCAGGCCGAGAAAAAUAAAAAAGCACUGCCGUCAACAGCUCCUAGAAUCGGUCUUAUACAGUCUGCCUUGUGAUAUCAGCAAUAACUAAAAAUAUAGUGUUCACAUUCACGGUAGUUCUUGUUUACAACUAGGGGACCUAUACAUAAAAUGAAUGCGUGAGGGACUCACAUGUUAUUUCGAAUUAGCUAGAGGACUUGUUGUAAAGAAUGGUAAAAGAUUUAUCGUU
Lycium ferocissimum is the source of this 1583-nucleotide messenger RNA. Its product is annotated as 3-hydroxyisobutyryl-CoA hydrolase-like protein 5. Gene Ontology annotation, biological process: L-valine catabolic process. The record is from RefSeq and is a predicted model, not a curated record. The transcript is spliced from 15 exons. Gene Ontology annotation, molecular function: 3-hydroxyisobutyryl-CoA hydrolase activity. NCBI's taxonomy places the organism in Eukaryota, Viridiplantae, Streptophyta, Magnoliopsida, Solanales, Solanaceae. The coding region runs from base 203 to 1429 and encodes 408 amino acids.